Phyllostomus discolor (pale spear-nosed bat) is the source of this 3484-nucleotide messenger RNA. It is a transcript of the gene MAMSTR, whose product is annotated as MEF2 activating motif and SAP domain containing transcriptional regulator. Gene Ontology annotation, biological process: regulation of transcription by RNA polymerase II. Bases 98 to 1378 code for a protein of 426 amino acids. Gene Ontology annotation, cellular component: nucleus. Gene Ontology annotation, molecular function: transcription coregulator activity. Lineage: Eukaryota; Metazoa; Chordata; Mammalia; Chiroptera; Phyllostomidae. The record is from RefSeq and is a predicted model, not a curated record. The transcript is spliced from 10 exons.
UGGAACCCGCGGCCUCAGCCUAAGACGGUGGGACAACCUGCCCCAGAGCACAGCCACAGCAAGGCCACCUGUCCAGGUCCCCAUCCCAGGCUUGGCAAUGACCCUGGCGGCUUCCUCCCAGCGCUCCCAAAUCAUUCGCUCCAAGUUCCGAUCUGUCCUCCAGCUUCGGAUCCACAGACGGUAUCAGGACCCGAGCCUCUCGGGAUCUUUCACUGCCUCUCCAGUCUCAGAUUCAGAUCCCUGGAUCUCAGCCUCAGCCCCAGCUCUGGCCCCCACCGCAGCCUCACCCUCAGGUCCUGCCCCUCUCUGCUCCAGUCUGGGUGUUCUGCACCCUGAGUCACAACGCUGCCCUUGGAAGUCGCUGAAGAAGGAGUCGCCCAACAUCUCCCAACAUUGGAGGGAGGCCAAGCCCAAGGGGAACUUGACAUACCACCAGUACAUUCCCCCAGAGCCAAGACAAGGGUCUAGGGCAGACCCCCAGGCCAAAGGAUCGGCUGAGGGUCCCCCUGGGCCACCUCUGUGUGAAGAGAUGAAAUCACAGCAGCCACCUUCUAGGAUGAAGCCCACUCCCCUCCCUCCCUCCCUCCCAGGAGUCUCCAACCCCUCGUCUCCUUCACACAAGUUGGAACUUCAGACCCUUAAACUGGAGGAGCUGACGGUCUCAGAGCUCCGGCAGCAGCUGCGCCUGCGGGGCCUCCCGGUGUCCGGGACCAAGUCGAUGCUCCUUGAGCGCAUGCGCGGAGGGGCCCCGUCCCGCGAGCGGCCGAAGCCAAGGCGCGAGGACUGUCCCGCGGGUGCUCCCUGGCCACGCCUCAGGCCUAAAGCCCUCGUAGCCGCCCGACGGCAGGGUUCGUCCAAGCCAAGCCCAGCAUCUCCCCUGCCCCCUGUUCCUCGUGCCGCGGGAAACUUCGUGACCGCUCCGGCUCCGUCUCAGUCUCCGGCUCCAACUCCGGCUCCAGCUCUGACCCCUUCCUCAGCACCAGCCUCAGCAGCCCUGACUCUGGAGGAGGAGCUGCAGGAAGCGAUCCGGAGGGCACAGUUGCUUCCGAACCGUGGCAUCGAGGACAUCCUGGAGGAUCAGGUGGAAUCUAGUGACCUGCUGCCCCCUAUCCCCCUGGAUUUCCCAGGCUCUUUCGAUGUGCUGUCCCCCUCCCCAGACUCCAAAGGCCUCUCAUCUGUCUUCUCUUCCUCGCUCCCGUCCCCCACAAACUCCCCAUCCCCAUCUCCCAGGGGCCCCACGGACUCCUUGGACUGGCUGGAAGCUCUGAGUGGGGGUCCUCCACUGGGCUGUGGCCCCCCAGCCCCCAGCAUCUUCUCCACUGAUCUAUCUGAUUCCGGUGGCACCCGGCUGUGGGACCUGCUGGAGGGUCCCUGGUGAAAGAUUCUGGGUUUCUGAGGAACUGAGAACUGGUAGGGAUGGAGAGGUCACUGAGACAGACUCCUUGAGGGAGGAGUCGGCACAACCAGCAGAAUCCCCUCCCACCACAAACCCAGAAUCAGAAAUGACCCUCAUCUCCACCUGGCCCCUAAAUGCUGCCCACAUGCCAACCACCUGACUUUCGCCUGCCCUGACCUCCACGAUCGUGUGGUGGGGGAAGGGAGGUCUCAUUUGCUGCGGUCCAGGGCGAACAAUCUGCUCGCUGCUUCCUUCCGAGACCUCUUGGAUGUCUUCUUCUCCUCAUCCUACCCACUACACGGCUACCUGUUGCUGGGGCAUCGGGAAGGUGGUGUAUGCUUUUUUUGGAUGCAGGAGAGGGGCAGGAAGGAGUGGGGAGGGAGAACAGAGAACAGGCUCCCCUCGGCUUUCGGUUGGAAGUGAGAAAAUCAGAACCGUUACGUACGAGGUCAGAUUCUCUUGGAAGCAGAGCCUGAGACAAGAUCCAUGUGUCCGAGAUUUAUUAAAGGAAUGCUCCCAGGAGGAAGCCAAAGGGAGCAGGUGAAAUGGGACAGCAAGAGGGAAGAAGAGUACUAGGUGUGUGCUGUCAGGUGAAGUCCCAACCUCAGCCUGGUCCCUGAGGAUAAAUUAAGUUGCAGAAUCUUUCCCACCUUGCAAUAAAUGGAACUGGGCCUUUAGAGCAAAGGGAGAUCCCCGUUUAGGUUUUCAAAGCUGAAUCACAAACCACCUCAAAACGUAGUGUCUUAAAAUGAUCACUAAUUACAGUUGUUCACAAUUCUGUGGGUUGACUGGGCUCAGCCAGGCGGUUCUUCAGCACCAUAUGCUUUCGGCUAGGGCUGUGAGAUCCAAUGUGGCGCUCUCACACAUGUCUGGAGCCUUGGCAGGGGUGGCUCCUAGGUUGGACUCAUCGGGGCUGGGGGCAGCUGGACUUCUCUCAUUCUCUGUGCGGGCUCAGUGCCCUCCCUCUCCAUGUGGUCUCUCCCGCAGAGACAUGGACUCCUUAGGAGGUAGCUCAGGUCUUUGCCAAAGCAACCCUCUCUCGGAGAGGAAGCAGAAACUGCCAGUCUCUUAAAGACUGACCUUGGAACAGACCCAAUGUCCUUUCCACCGUUUGUAUUGGUUGUUUCAAGUCAGGCCAACCCAGGCUGAAUCUGGGAGGGGACCACUCCAAGGUGUUAACAUGGAGGGGAUGGCAUGGUCACUUGGGGCCACAUUUGGAGACUUGCUACUACACCUCUCUGGUUAGUCAUGGGCUCCGUGUCCUGAGAGGGGGCUGGAACACAAAGUCCCAAGCACUUAGACCCCAAGAAGCACCCAGAGAAGGCCACAGGGUAACCUGUUAGCAGCAAAGUGUUUUAAAGUGCAGAUGCUAUUAAUCCGAGUGAGGCCAACAGGUCAGAUGAUCGCCGUUGAAAAGACAGUCUGUUAGCCCUGACGGGUGUGGCCCAGUCAGUUGGGCAUUGUUCUGCAAAGUAAAAGGUCUCUUGUGCGAUUCCCAGCCAGGGCACAUGCCCGGGUUUCGGGGUUUGUUUUCGGUCCCAGUUGGGGGUGCCUAGAGAGGAAGCCAAUGGGUGUUUCUCUCUCGCAUCACUGUUUCUCUCCCUCUCUUUCUCCCUCCCUUCCCCUCUCACCACCGCCCCCCAAAAAUAAAUUAAAAAGACAGUUUGUUAUUCUCACAGAUCCCAAAAGAACAGAGCAUCCCAAGCCAUGCAGGGCCAUACAGAGAAGCACCAGGGUCAGCCAGGAGGCAGAGGGGGAGAGGGGAACCAUGGUGAGAGCAGUUGCUGUGGCUUCUUCAAGAAGGAGCACAUGGGGCGGGGUAAGGAGGCAUAAGGUUAGCUGGUUUGAAUAAUUUCAGCAGCCUCAUGGGGUCCUGAGGUACCUGGAACCUGGCCCUCGGGAGAUCGGGCUGAAGGGUCAAGUCCCGGAGUAUAACGUCUUAAAAAGAGAAGUGGCGGGGAGUCUGGGCUGUGGGCUGCUGGGUCCGCGUGGGAAAGGCCUGGACACAGGUGCGCUCGUGAUUACCUCCAGGAAUUGGCUGGCCCUGUCAGCCAGGCCCCAGAUGUCAAAGCACCGCCCAUACAGAAG